AAACUCCACUUGAGGAAACGUAGGGUCCAAACCUACACCACCCAACUGAUUUCUUUUCCUUAUUUUCCUGUCUUGAGAAGAAUUGAUUAGGCUCUGAGAACACACAUAAGUAGAAGAGCAAGGGCAACCAAAGAAGUAGCAGAAGUUGGUGGCUUUAGUAUCCAUAUUUCAGAAUGAUUGUUUCCCACCCUUUACUUUUUUUCAUUGCUGAUUGGUAAUUGAUUGCUGAAGAGGUAGAUCCAUGACCCUUUUCAUGUGUUGUGAGGUUUUAAUCUGAAGAUUGAGGUUGAGGGAAAGUAGUAGCAGCUAGUGUUGUGUGUUAAGAGUGAUGGAUAGCUCCGAGAUCAAGUCACCCCCAGAAAGCUCCCUUGAAGGGACACCAGGAACUUCAAUCAACAGAAAGAAGCUAGCGAUUUACUUCAUUGAGUCUGAGGAUAGAAGAAUGGCCUUUGGUCGUGGAUACACAGCAGGAUCUACACCAGUUGAUAUCCAUGGCAAAUCCAUUGUUGAUCUUUCAAAAACUGGUGGUUGGAUUGCAGCCUUCUUUAUAUUUGGAAAUGAAAUGGCAGAAAGAAUGGCUUAUUUUGGGCUUUCAGUGAACAUGGUUGCGUUUAUGUUCUACGUGAUGCAUAGACCAUUCACGAGUUCAUCCAACGCAGUGAACAAUUUCUUAGGGAUAUCACAAGCUUCCUCUGUGCUGGGUGGUUUUCUGGCAGAUGCAUAUCUUGGACGAUACUGGACAAUAGCUAUCUUCACCACAAUCUAUCUUGCAGGUUUGACAGGAAUAACACUGUGUGCAACAAUAGAGAAGUUCGUGCCGAACCAAGGAGAUUGCGACCAAUUUUCUCUGUUACUGGGAAACUGCGAGCCAGCAAAAACAUGGCAAAUGACAUACCUUUACACGUUUCUAUACAUCACAGCGUUUGGAGCAGCAGGGAUAAGGCCAUGCGUGUCAUCUUUUGGAGCAGACCAGUUCGACGAGAGAAGCAAAAACUACAAGGAACACCUCGACAGGUUCUUCAACUUCUUCUAUCUGUCGGUGACCAUUGGGGCAAUUGUGGCCUUCACUGCUGUGGUGUACGUGCAGAUGCAGUAUGGGUGGGGUUCUGCAUUUGGGUCACUCGCCAUUGCCAUGGGAAUAUCGAACAUGGUGUUCUUCAUAGGCACACCCUUGUACAGACACAGGUUACCCGGAGGGAGUCCUCUAACUAGGGUUGCUCAGGUUUUGGUGGCGGCGUUUCGAAAGAGAAAUGCCCCUUUUUCAAGCAGUGAUUUCAUAGGCUUGUACGAGGUUCCUGGGAGACACUCUGCUAUCAAGGGAAGUCGGAAAAUUCCUCACACCAAUCAUUUCAGGUUUCUUGACAAGGCGGCGCUGCAACUGAAAGAAGACGGCGGCAACCCGAGUCCAUGGAGGCUCUGCACCGUGACUCAGGUGGAGGAAGUGAAGAUCCUUAUCAAACUCAUCCCCGUACCAGCCUGCACAAUCAUGCUCAACGUCGUUCUCACGGAGUUUCUCACUCUCUCAGUUCAACAAGCAUACACUCUCAACACCCACUUAGGUCGUUUGAAACUCCCAGUCACGUGCAUGCCGGUGUUCCCAGGCCUCAGCGUUUUCCUCAUUCUCUCUCUCUACUACUCCCUCUUCGUCCCCAUCUUCCGGCGCAUCACCGGCCACCCACACGGUGCCUCUCAGCUUCAGAGGGUCGGAAUCGGGUUGGCGGUGUCCAUUCUCUCAGUCGCAUGGGCCGCGAUAUUCGAACGAUACAGAAGAAACUACGCAAUAAGAAACGAAUUCGAGGCUACUUUUCUGACUCCCAUGCCUAACCUGAGUGCGUAUUGGUUGUUGAUCCAAUACUGUCUCAUUGGUGUGGCUGAAGUCUUCUGCAUUGUGGGGCUCUUGGAGUUCCUCUACGAGGAAGCCCCUGAUGCCAUGAAGAGCAUAGGCUCUGCGUAUGCUGCACUCGCCGGCGGCUUGGGUUGUUUUGUGGCGACUAUCAUAAACAACAUCAUUAAAUCUGCCACCGGGAACGUGGAUAAAGGACAACCUUCUUGGUUGUCUCAGAACAUCAACACUGGCAGGUUCGAUUACUUCUACUGGCUUCUCGCGGCUUUGAGCGCGCUAAAUUUUUGCGUCUUCGUGUAUUCGGCUCGUAGAUAUAAGUACAGGGCACAGCAUGAUCAUGAGAUGGAGAAACGUGAAAUGUCGUACGUUGGAAACUAAAACUCCUAGUUUUCGACAGAGUAAAAUGCUGUCUUUGUUCCGUUCAAUAACUUGUAAUGGUCUUUGUUCCGUUCCAAAGUUACCGUUUCAUAUAUAGAGGUUGAAAACGCAGACUAGUUAGGGAGUAUUCUGCACGAGAUUAUGGAUUUCGUUGUGAAGGAUGGUUACUCCCUGACGUAACUUAGUUAAAUUAAACACUUACAUUCAA
Vigna unguiculata (cowpea) is the source of this 2429-nucleotide messenger RNA. RefSeq names its product Major facilitator superfamily protein. Gene Ontology annotation, cellular component: membrane. Gene Ontology annotation, molecular function: transmembrane transporter activity. The record is from RefSeq and is a predicted model, not a curated record. Gene Ontology annotation, biological process: transmembrane transport; oligopeptide transport. Lineage: Eukaryota; Viridiplantae; Streptophyta; Magnoliopsida; Fabales; Fabaceae.